Messenger RNA from Cetraspora pellucida, 311 nucleotides. The record is from the annotation of a GenBank genome assembly. Lineage: Eukaryota; Fungi; Glomeromycota; Glomeromycetes; Diversisporales; Gigasporaceae.
AGAUCAACCUUGGAGAUAACGAAGAUGAGGACAAAGAAAAUGAAGAAGCUAAAGAAAAGAAGGAAGAAGAAGCUGAAAAAGCCAAAGAAAAGAAGGAUAAAGAAGCCAAAGAAAAGGAGAAUGAAGAAGCUAAAGAAAAAAAAGAUGAUGAAGAUGAAGUAAAUCCUAUGACAGAGCCAGCAAGAGUGCCACCUAAAAGGCCUGGAAUUGUUCAUUUUUCUUUGAAGAUGAAGAGUAGUAGGAUAUAUGUUUCAGCAGCUAAAAUAGUUGAACAUAAUCUUGGUUCAAUACCAAAAUUUGGUUUAUCCUAA